Molecule: messenger RNA, 3347 nt
Organism: Syngnathus typhle (broad-nosed pipefish)
Lineage: Eukaryota; Metazoa; Chordata; Actinopteri; Syngnathiformes; Syngnathidae
Gene: dse
Product: dermatan sulfate epimerase
Exons: 6
Coding region: 207-3071 (954 amino acids)
Molecular function (GO): chondroitin-glucuronate 5-epimerase activity
Source: RefSeq, a predicted model, not a curated record
CCCUUUUUUUUUCAACUACACUUAGAAGCAUUUUGUUCCUUCCUCGCCCUUACAUUCCUUUGUACUGCUCUUAGUCCAUAAACCUCCUUCUUCACCUUGACAUCGCUGGAUGAAAUGAUUUGAAAUGACAAGAAUAAACUUGAUGAACAUUUCCUCCGACAGCUAAACUCCUUUGGCAAUGUCGCAGCCCCCUCUCUGAUGAGACCAUGAGAACCCACACUCGUGGGGCCCCGACAGUCUUCCUCUUAAGUCUGCUGCUGCUGCUCAGGCUCCCUCCGACUGCAACGGACCCAAGUGGUGGAAUCCCCUUCAUGGGAGGCAACUACAAUGGCCACCCGAUGCUGUAUUUCGAUCGGGCAGACAUAGAAGAGCUUCAGAUGGCAGCCGGAAGCACUCAUAGGGAGAUGGCUAGAAGAAUCCGCCAAGCUGGGGAAACCAUGCUUGAACACCCAGAAGAGUACCUGCCCCCUUGGAGCCCGGUAGAAUUCAGUGCCCGAUGGAAUGAGGUUUAUGGAAACAAUCUGGGUGUGCUGUCCAUGUUCUGCUUGCUGUACCCACACAGAGCUGGAGCACUGGAUCUUGUCAAAGACUACAUGGAGAGGAUGGCAGCUCAGCCUAGUUGGUUGGUAAAAGACGCCCCAUGGGAUGAAGUUCCUGUGGCACACUCCUUGGUUGGGUUUGCCACAGCUUAUGACUUCCUGUUUGAAUACUUCAACAAGGAUCAGCAGGAGCGAUUCCUCCAGGUGAUCGGCAAGAUAUCUCAUCUUAUGUAUGAGAAAUCCUAUAGCCGUGGUUGGGGAUUUCAAUACCUACACAAUCAUCAGCCAACUAAUUGUGUGGCUUUGCUCACAGGAAGCCUGGUUUAUAUGACUCAAGGUUAUCUACAGGAGGCUUACCUGUGGACAAAGCAGGUCCUGUCCAUCAUGGAGAAAUCUAUGGUUCUUCUUCAUGAUGUCACAGACGGAUCCCUGUAUGAGGGAGUGGCCUAUGGGACCUAUACAACGCGCUCUCUGUUCCAGUACAUGUUUCUGGUGCAGCGACACUUUUCCAUUAGCCACUUUGAUCACCCUUGGCUUCUGAAACAUUUUAAUUUCCUAUACAGGACCAUCCUUCCUGGAUUUCAGAGAACUGUUGCCAUUGCUGAUUCCAACUACAACUGGUUUUACGGACCAGAAAGUCAGUUGGUCUUCUUGGACCGUUUUGUAAUGCGUAAUGGAAGUGGGAACUGGCUGGCCAAUGUGAUUCAUCAAAACAGAGUGACAGACGGAAUUGGACAAGUUGGCAAAGGCCAGCGAUGGUGUACUCUCCACACAGAAUUUAUCUGGUAUGACCCAGGCCUUAUUCCGAGGCCUCCAUCAGAUUUUGGAACUUCUCAGCUACAUUAUUUUGAAGAUUGGGGUGUGGUGACCUAUGGCAGUGCUUUACCUACUGGCACAAACCGCUCCUUUCUGUCUUUCAAAUCAGGGAAGCUGGGGGGACGUGCAAUUUUUGAUAUUGUUCACCAGAACAAAUAUAAAGAAUGGAUCAAAGGUUGGAGGAACUUCAAUGCUGGCCAUGAACACCCUGAUCAGAACACCUUCACCUUUGUGCCCAAUGGAUUUCCAUUUAUCACUGAGGCACUGUAUGGACCCAAAUAUACUUUGUUGAAUAAUGCAGUAUUAUUUGCUCCAGCCCUCACAGGAAGUUGUUUUAAGCCAUGGGCUGGCCAGGUAACAGAAGCCUGUGACUCAAAAUGGCUGAAAUACAAGAUGGGGCCUGCUGCUGAUGCUCAUGGCAAAGUAGAAGCAGCCAUGGAGAAACAAGGAAUGGUUUUCAUUCGCGGGGAAGGACAUUCUGCUUAUAAUCCAGACCUGAAAAUCCGAAGCUUCCAAAGAAAUAUUCUCCUCCUUCACCCACAACUUUUACUUCUGGUGGACCAUAUCUAUUUGGAACCCGAUAGUCCAUCCAGGGCUAUGAGCACGUUCUUUCACAAUACUGAACUGCCAUUCAAGGAUAUAAAAGAAGAUGGUAUUUAUGGAGCAUUUAUAUCUCAUGGAAUAGACAAAUAUAAAAUGUUCUGGAUGGAUGACACAGGUCACAGUAAGAGAGGGAUAGUAGGAUACUGGGCUUAUCCACGAGGGUAUCCAUAUAACGGCUCGAAUUAUGUGAACGUCACAAUUCCGUUAAGAUAUCCUCACACCCGAGUAGCUUACAUUUUCUUUGGACCCGAUGUGACUCUCAUCAACUUCAACCUACGUGGUGAUGACCAGAGAGUGGAUAUUCACCUGACCACUAAGGAUCACACUUAUACAGUUUAUCUACUGACCGGAGAAGUUGUCAGCAAGCCGAUUUUUGCCAUGGUGAUGAUGGACCAGAAGAAGAUUGUGUUUGAGAAAAAAUCUACUCCAACAGAAAGCUCACCUAUGGAGGUUGAGGAAUAUGUCAAUAUGAUGGAGGACAAUCUCCAGCAUGUCAAGCCAGUUUUUCAGCAGAUGGAGCGUCACAUUCUCGGAAAGGUAUUAAAUACCGACAGCUUUCGUAAGACGGCAGAACGCCUGCUCCGGUUCUCUGAUAAAAAGAAAACGGAGGAGGUCAUUGAGAAGAUGUUCACAUUGUCAAAAAAACAGGGAAAGGAUAAGAUGGGAAAGAAAAUGAACCUCGGAGAGAAACUUUCUGGGACCCUACCUGACAUUUUUACACAGAUUGAGUUAAGCGAAAAGAAAGUACGCCUGAGGACAUCUAAGCGUGUAUAUGAGGACAGUCCAGAAGAGGGAGAUACGGACUCGCAAGCUUUCAUAGAAUAUGCGGACAGCCAUAAAAACAAAAAGGGUGGCUUUGUGAAAGGCCGAAAAUUCAAAGAAGUACAUAUGUCGGUGACAGCUGGAAGUGAACGCACCUCUAGCACGGCCUCUUCGAUAAGAUUGUUUCUUCUCUUGAACACUGCCACUUUCUUUUUUCUACUAGCUAUUUUAUUGACUCGCUUUCACAGGGGUCGAAGCAUUUACACACAGAGAUGUUUUUAUACCAUCCUUAUGAUUGACUGCUUGAUCUUACUGUACCUUUACUCAUCCUGCUCUCAAGUACAGUGUUAACAUCAUGUGAUUGUUCUGCUUUAAAUCUGAUGUUCAACAUAUGUCAAAUGUUUCUUCACUUGAAGGAUAAUGGGGAUCAUUUAUGAAUUGAUUAAUAAUUGGCUAUUCUAAAAUCUGAAAGUGUGUGGGCUAAAGAACAAAAGUGAUGUCAACGAGGUGAAGUUACUUCCACGCAGAGCGUCUCCUCAGGGCACCAUUAUUCUACUCAGUACAAUGACAUGGAAAGAAAUCACUUUGACAAUCAUAGAUAAUAAAAAAAAAAGAUAAAACAAUUGA